This is a messenger RNA of Cyclopterus lumpus (lumpfish), 1906 nucleotides long. RefSeq names its product acyl-coenzyme A thioesterase 1-like. The transcript is spliced from 4 exons. The coding region runs from base 460 to 1725 and encodes 421 amino acids. Gene Ontology annotation, molecular function: fatty acyl-CoA hydrolase activity. The record is from RefSeq and is a predicted model, not a curated record. Gene Ontology annotation, biological process: fatty acid metabolic process; acyl-CoA metabolic process. Lineage: Eukaryota; Metazoa; Chordata; Actinopteri; Perciformes; Cyclopteridae.
CUUUGUACACACUUUGUACACACUUUGUACACACUUUGCACGUCCUGUGGACUCGAGGGGCCCCACGCGACCCCCCCCCCCCCCCAUCAGUGGAAUUUGACCUACAUUUGUGACCUGGACUUCCAGCACGUGCAGCUUCUUCUUCUUCUCUCCGGGUCGCAAGGUGAGGAACGACAGUGACGUAAUGGCACCUACACACUGUCCAGGAAACAGUCUGAAUUAUACAUGAUGAUGAACUGUAAAUAGUUAUUUCAACGUAGGAGUUGUAUUUGUUUAUUUGUUUGUGCAUCGCAGUGAGCGGUCGCUGUAUUAACAACAACAACAACAACACGUGUCACCUGAAUUAUGGUCUGGAGUCUUUAACUGAUGGUUCACACUGUUUAUUGAACUCACCUGGAGAACCUGGAAAUAACGGAAAUAGCAGACAAUAAAUAAAACCGUUAACGUGCGUCAGAAAAGAUGUCCUCCCUUGUCCGGCUGAGGCUGCUGCCGACAGCCAGGUGCAUGUUCGACGAGCCGGUUCAGGUGAAGGUGGACGGGCUGAGGUCGAGGCAGGUGGUCACCCUGACGGCCAGAUCCACCGACAAGAAGGGAGUGGUCUUCAGCUCCUCGGCCACCUACAGGGCCGACGGGAGCGGGGGGGUCGACCUGGAGAGGGACCCCUCUCUCGGCGGGAGCUACACCGGGUUGGAACCCACGGGUCUGCUGUGGUCCAUGAGGGCGGCCGCCCCGCACAAGAGGUUUCAGAGGACCAAGUCACUGAACCCCCACGUGGUGAAGUUCUCCGUGCACGAGGGGGAGGGCAGGGUGCUGGCAGAGGCGACCAAUGAGAGGCUUCUGAUUGGAGACGGGGUCAGCCGGCGGACGAUCACAGACGGGCGUAUUCGCGGGGUCCUGUUCACUCCGCCAGGAGGAGGUCCGUUCCCCGCCGUGUUGGACCUGUACACCUUCGCCGGGGGUCUGUCGGAGAAGAGGGCCUCGCUGCUGGCCCACCGAGGGUUCGUGGUCCUGACCAUACCGCUGUACGUCCACGACGACAUGGCGAGCAACAUCGAAGAGGUCCAUCUGGAUUACUUCGAGGAAGCGAUCCGCUUUUUAAAAAAGCAAGACGGGGUGGGCAGCAAAGGAGUCGGCGUGAUCUCCAUUUCCAAAAGCAGCGAUCUCGCCCUGUCCAUCGCCUCCUACCUGCCGGGCGUGGAGGCCACCGUGUGGAUCAACGGCUGCUGUUCCAACACGUUCUUACCGCUGCUCUACCACGGGAGGCAGGUCCUCCCCGCGCUGAUGAUGGACCUCGGCAAGAUGAUCCCCGCCGACGAGUCGGGCGCCGGCGUCUGCAAGAACGUUCUGCUCGACCCGCUGGCCGAGGAGAACCGGGCCUCCCUGGUGCCCGUGGAGCGAGCCGGGGGGCGUUUCCUCUUCGUGGCCUCGGGGGACGACCUCAACUGGGACAGCGAGGCCUACAUGGAGGUGAUGGCGGAGAGGCUGCGGCGCCACGGGAAGGACAACUUCGAGAGCGUGUGUUACCCCGGAGCGGGUCAUUACCUCGAGCCGCCUUACGGACCCUACUGCCCCUCCAGUUUUCACGGGGUCGUGAGAAUGCCGGUCCGGUGGGGCGGGGAGGCCCGGUCCCACGCGGCCGCGGAAGUCCACCUGUGGAAGAAGAUCCAGGAGUUCUUCAGGACUCACGUGAGCUGCGGCGCCACGCAGAUUAAAGCUAAAAUAUAGACCCGGACAGAUGUUUAAAUCAUCGCUUCAGAGAUGUACGCAAGGUUGUAAACGUCCACCAUGCCACACAAUCUGUGAUUUCUUUAUGUAUACAGUAUGUUGCAAUGCAGAUAUAGUAUGUUUGAUAUUACAACGCAGCAUGUUUUCUGGUGUGUUACGUAAAUAAAUGGUCUAUAUGAAA